AUGUGGAUGCAUACGUGGUCGUGUCUGUUGCUAGUCGCGCUCAGCGUGUAUGGAGAACAAAUUCAAGACCAUAAUGAAGUAAGUUUGGACCUCUACAAGACUCACUUAGUGGAUGUAAGCAAGAACGUAACUGUUUCAAGAAAUAGCACGAGCAAUAUCGAAGAUCAGACUAGUGAAGCGCGUUUUUUAAUGCCGUUGUUUUAUGAUAUUUCCUAUGCAAUAGCAAGCAAGUUAAAUAUCGAUCCAAAGACUUUGUUUCGCUUCUUUCGAGUGGCAAAAGCAAGUGGAGACUGGAGUAAGAAUUUACGAGUUCGCAAGUGGCUUCAAUAUGUAGCUAAGCUACGACGCAAUCGAAAACAUGAUCAUUUCACUGAUAAAAUACUCUAUGACUUGCUUAAACAAUCCAAGACAAAAGAAGAGAUUCACGCGUUAUUUCAAGAGCUUAAACAUGAGAAACAUAUGCAGAGUCUUGCCGACAAGAUGCUUACACAUAUGAAACUAGGGUCUCUCAAUCACGAGAUGGAGACCAUGCAGCCAAAUGUCCAAGAAACGGCAAAGAAAGUCAUUGACUGGCAAAAUGUUGAGCCUUACACUGA
Messenger RNA from Plasmopara halstedii, 596 nucleotides. RefSeq lists its product as uncharacterized. The annotation marks the transcript as partial. The record is from RefSeq and is a predicted model, not a curated record. Lineage: Eukaryota; Oomycota; Peronosporomycetes; Peronosporales; Peronosporaceae. The transcript has a single exon.